AUGCCAGGAAAUGAUAAUAUGAUACCCAUCCCAAAUAACACAGAUGUUGUUUGUUACUUUGUAACGAAACACUCUUGGAGGGGCAAAUAUAAAAGAAUAUUUAGUAUUGGUACUCAUGGUAUCACUACUUAUAAUCCAAAUAGCUUAGAAAUAACCAAUCGAUACUCAUAUAACCAAAUAAUAUCUAUACAAGUGGAUCCACAAAAUGCAGGUGGUUUUGUGUUAUCUGUUCGAGACAAAAAUAAACUUGAUAAAUUUAAAUUUUCAACUGAUUUUCGUUCAAAUUUAUUAACUKAUGCUCUCAAAUUUAGACUUCAAUUUUCUGAACGUGGUCAAGAAGAAAUAUAUAAUUAUGAAGCUCUUAAGUAUCAUUGGUCUGAUACUCGACUUCCAGUGACUAUAAAUGUCACUCCUAUUUCUAUUGAUCAAUUAGAUACUGCAACUGCUCAAGUUCUUGCUAGUUAUCGUUACAAGGACAUUGAAGCUAUUCAACAUGUUGAAGAUAUCCCAGGUGGUUUUGUUAUUAUAUCACGACCUUAUGGAAGAAUGCAUUUAUUCAUCAGCUCAAAUAGAGAAGAAAUAUUUCAAAAAGUCAAAGAAAGAGCUAUGAUAUACUUGCAAAUAUCUAUAGAAUUUUUCCGACACAGUAUAACGCAUGACGAUUUUUUGACCAAAAGACUAGGGCGAUAUAGUUCAGAUGAACAUGUUACAUCUGUCUGCGAGUUUCAAGUAAAAAAAAUUGGUGUUCCUAGACAUCAAGAAUGUCCACAACGGAGAUUACUUUGCUUAAGUGAAGUUUGUUUACUGGAGAGAGAUCCACAGACAUAUACGGUUGUCACAUUAAGACCAUUGUCAUCUGUUUUUGCUUUAAUACGAGAUCCAGUUGAUGCACAACAAUUCUGUAUUGAGUAUGCAGAUUCAUCAUGUCGUUCAUACACUGCUACCAAUAGAGAUUCCCUUCUGGCUACUUUAUUAGAUAGUGUAAGAUCAUCUGGAAAUCAUCAUAUACAUGUAAAACUUUCUCCUACUCCUCGAGAUAAAAGACUUAUACCUUUUAAUGUAUCGCCUGAUCAAGAAAUUGAAUCUAACCAUUUAAAAUGUAUUAAAGAACCUCCACCUAGAAAGUCAUUUGCUGAAGUUUUGGAUAGAUUUAAUGCUAAUAUUGAGUACAGUGGCUUAAUUCAUUCUGUUUCUGAAGAUAAACUAUUUACUGAAAAUAAAGAAAAAUUAAUAGUCAUGGCUCUUACAUCAAUAAUUGCUCAUCAAGGUGAUCAGAACGAGAUUGCUGUUCAUGAACUAGAGGCCCAAUUUCAUGCUUUAAGAAGAUUAUUUGCUACUAAAGCAGGCUUUUCUACUUUUAUCAUGUUACCAGAGCUUAAAGACAAACUUGGAAGAAAAGUGACUCGAGCAUUAAAAAGAGAUCAUGAAGCUAUAACUCAUGCUGCUUUAGAUAUGAUAUGUACUCUUAUGCAACCUAUGCAUCGUGACAGUGAUAUACGGCAAGAACAGCUCAAUAAAUCGUCCCUUUUGGCUACUUCUAGUUUUUUAGAAUCAUUGCUUGAUAUGUGGGUGGAGCAUAUAAAACGUGGAACAGGUGCGUUAGUGGUAUCUGCUAUGCUGGAUAUCCUUACUUUUGCACUUUGUGUGCCCUAUAGUGAAACAACUGAUGGUACACAUUUUGAUACAUUAUUAGCAUUGGUGGCAAAACGAGGCAGAUAUUUAUUUCAACUUUUUCAGCAUCCGUCAUUAACUGUGGUGAAAGGUGCAGGGUUAGUUAUGAGAGCAAUAAUAGAAGAAGGUGAUGCUGAAAUAUCUGGACGAAUGCAAGAAUUAGCAUUAGCUGAAGCAGCAUUACCUAGUCAUUUAUUAACAGCGUUAUUUACUCGUGAUGAUAAUAGACGUAUGCUUGUACAUAGACAGCUUUCCAGGCACUUGGUUGGAUUGUGGGUCACUAAUAAUACAAUUGCUAUGGACUUAUUAUCCCGACUAAUGCCAUCAGGUUUAAUAAGAUUUUUGGAAUCAAGUGAAUCUGUAGAAAUGGAUGAAAAUGAAGAUUAUUUAAUUACUAGAGAUAAUCUAAAACUUGCUCAAGAUCAUGCAACAAAAAAUCAACGAAAUCCCCACUUGGCAGCGCUAGAAAGAAAACUUCGCACUUUAGAGAAAGAAGUAGAAAUUGCUUUGGGUCACUGGGGAGCAUCAUUAGGUUUGGAAAGAAAAGAAGACAAAUUGCAAGUCCGUCCAAUUGUAUUAAGAAGACGUAGAGAAAGAAUUAAAAGUCAAGCAAAUUGGAAAUUAUUUUAUUACAAGUUCAAUAAAAACCAUACUUCCCCUAGUUUAUUAUGGAAUCAUCAGACUCGAGAAGAACUCCAUGAUGCUUUGAAAAAAGAAAUUCAAGCAUUUAAUUCAGAUCGCCAACUUACCACAAAUAGUUUAAUUGCAUGGAAUCAUGAUGAAUUUGAAGUGCAAUACCCUAGUUUACAAGAUGAAGUUUGUAUUGAUGGUUAUUACUUAAGAUUACUUUUAGACGGAAGUAUAGAUUUUGCAAUAAAAAAUCCAUUCCGAUUUUUUUAUGAUCUGUACCAUCGAUUUUUAUUAGCUUUAAAAAUAGAUAUGAAAUGUUUAUGUCUUCAAGCAAUGACUGUGAUUUAUGGACAAUAUUUUGAGGAAAUCGGACCAUUUACUGAUACCAAAUAUAUUCUUGUAAAAUUAGAAAAGACUGUCGAAAAACUUGAAAGAGACAGGUUGCUCUUAUUUCUUAACAAACUUGUACUAAAUAAACAGAAUGUUAAAGAUAUAAUUGAAUCAAAAGGUGUAACUGUUCUGGUCGAUUUGCUAACAUUAGCACAUUUACAUACAACAAGAGCUGUUGUUCCUACACAAACAAAUGUGAUAGAGGCUGGCCAAGAUAUGUUACUCGAUAAUGAAAAACAGUGGUAUUAUGGACUUGGAAAUGGUGAUAAAUCCAAUGGUCCUAUUACUUUUCAAGAGAUGAAAGAUUUAUACAAACAAGGUAUAUUAAAACCUAUGUCAAAAUGUUGGACUCCUGGACUAGAGGGAUGGAAACCUCUUUUUAAGUUAAGUCAGUUCAAGUGGACAGUAUUAGCAAAAGAUCAAAGUUAUAUGAAUGAAACUGACCUAGCGUCUCUUAUACUUUCUAUGUUGAUAAAAAUGUGUCAAUAUUAUCCCAGCCGAGAUAAUGAUGGAGCGAUUAUUUGGCCAAUUGCACGUAUCAGGAGAGCUUUAACUGAUUCUCUUCAUCUGCCUCAUGUAGUUCAACUUCUUUUAACAUUCGAUCCUAUUCUCGUUGAAAAAGUUGCAUAUUUACUGUGUGAAAUUGCAUCAGACAACCCAAAUGCRGCUAAGUUGUACAUGACUGGAGUAUUUUUCUUUUUGCUGAUGUAUACAGGUUCAAAUAUUUUGCCAAUUGCUAAAUUUUUAAGGCUUACCCAUACUUGUCAAGCUUUUCGAAAUGAAGAGGUGCAAAGUGGAGAACUUAUGCAAAGAAGUGUACUUGGACCUUUACUGCCAGAAGCAAUGGUCUUUUAUUUGGAAAACCAUGGCCCUGAAAAAUUUGCUCAAAUAUUUUUAGGAGAAUUUGAUACUCCAGAAGCUAUUUGGAAUGCUGAAAUGAGACGAAUGUUAAUUGAAAAAAUUGCAUGUCAUAUUGCUGAUUUUACACCCAAGCUUCGUGGAAAUAAUAAAGCAUACUACCAAUAUUGUGCUAUACCUGUUGUGCGUUACCCACAGCUGCAAUCAGAAUUAUUUUGUAAUAUAUUCUAUUUAAGGCAUUUGUGUGAUGUUCAAAGGUUUCCAGACUGGCCAAUUAAUGAUCCAAUAACACUUUUGAAAGAUGUACUAGAAGCUUGGAAAAAUGAAGUAGAAAAAAAGCCACCUGCCAUGUCUAUAGAUGAUGCAUAUGUGUCUCUAGGCUUAGAACGAGGACAUCAUUAUGAUGAAGCCACUACUAGAAAAGCCUAUUAUAAACUUGCCCAAGCUAAUCACCCUGAUAAAAACCCUAAAGGACGAGAAAUAUUUGUUGCGGCAAAUAGGGCAUAUGAUUUUCUCUGCAGUAGAAGUCUGUGGGUACAUGAUGGUCCUAAUCCUAAUAAUAUUCUUUUGAUACUUCAAACUCAAAGUAUUUUAUUCUACCGUUAUUCUAAAGAACUUGAACCUUAUAAGUAUGCUGGAUACAAACAAUUAGUUCAGACCAUAAGGUUAGAAGCAAGUGAUGAACAAUURUUCUCUAAAGGUAACAUGUUACUUGCAGCUGCUAGUGAGCUAACAUACCAUACAGUAAAUUGUUCAGCAUUGAAUGCAGAGGAGCUCAAUCGUGAACAAGGAUUUAUUGAUUUACUUGGAGCCUAUUCAAGAUGUGUUUCUGUAUUAAACAAAUCAUCAACACAGACAGAAAUGUCAGUAUUAGUUUGUACAUAUUGCACUCUUUGUUUUAAAGUUGCAUCUCAAUUUCCCAUGUGUCGAGAUACAUUCUCUCAAAUGCCUCAAUUAGUGGAUGAUAUCACUAGAAUAUUGUAUUUCAAGAAUUUGCCAAAAUUACAUUGUGAUGCUGUGGAUUGUAUUUCUGCAAUGGCUUCUGAUUCAAAUCUUCAGAUGAGUUUUCUACAUAAAGGUGCGAUUUGGCAUUUAUUAACAUACAUGUUCUCAUAUGAUUAUACAUUAGAAGAAUGUGGAGUUGAACGGUCGGAAGAGGCUAAUAAUCAAGAAGUGCUUAAUAGAUUAUCUAAGUUAUCAGUAAAAGCAUGUGCUAGAUUAGGUGGAUAUUACAAAGGCGAUUUAUCUACUCCUGAAAACUUAGUAGCCAAAUCUUUGUUUGAAAAAUUACUGACUCCUUAUGUUGCAGAACAGCUUUCUGAAGAAAAUCCGCAUCAAUUACUAAAAACACUUGGCAGCAAUUGUGAAACACCUUACAUGGUUUGGGAUAAUAGUACUAGAGCUGAACUAAAUGAUUUUCUGGAUACUAUGUGUAACCAGAAAGAAUCUAUUAACUUUGAAACAAUUGGUUUAACAUUUUCUAGUCACAGAAAUGAAUUAAUUGUUGGGAAUAUAUUUAUAAGAGUAUUUAAUGAACAACCUCAAUACACAAUCAAAAACCCUAAAGCAUUCUUGUUGGAUCUCUUAGAAUACAUAAAAUCCAAUAAUCCACUUAAUAAUAUUUUAGAUGAAAAACGAGUCAACAGUUUUAUAAUGGUGUUAAACGCACUUAAUAAUUUAAUUUUAAACAAUCCUGGUCUUGAAGUGAGUUGUAUCGGUCACUUUAAUUUACUCUUCAGUUUAUUACGUGUUGAAACUAUUCGAAUAGUACAACAUUGUACUCUGAACAUUAUUUUAACAGUAACUAAAAAUAAUGAAUGUAUCACAGAUAUUGCUAAUUCUGGAGUAGUGAUUUAUGUUUUACUUUGUUUAUAUUCAACACCAUCAGACCAAAUGAUCAUCCUAGAUAUUCUUAUCACAUUAUCAACAUCCUCAACAAUUGUAAAAGAUAUACUUAAUAAAGGAGGACAUUUGUUUGCUGUUGAUUUAUUAUGUAAUGGUGAUAAUGAAUCUGGUCUAAGAGAUAAAAGUGCAAUAUUUUUGAGUCGUUUAAUGACUGAAAAAUUAAGUGGCCCAAGAUUGCGUCUAGCAUUGGCACAAAUUUUACCAUUAGCAAUUGUAGAUACUAUGAGAGAUUUACCAUCAUCUACUGUUAGACUUUUGGAUAAUGAUCAGGAAAAUCCUGAACUUGUCUGGAAUSAAAAAUCAAGAAUUCAUAUUUUUGGAAAUGUGAACAAAAUAUCUAGAGAGCAUUACAUGACACUUCGACAAAAUCCUAAAGGUGUUAUCAAAUUACCAGACACCAGUAUAGUUUUAUCAUCACCUACAAAUGAAAUUGUUGUUGCUGGGGUCUAUUUAAGAUUAUUUAAUAAUAACCCUGGUUGGAAUGUUAGAAGACCAAAAGAAUUUUUAUCUGAACUUCUAGAYACAUGUAUUAGUUCUAUGACAAAAGAAAAGAAUGAUAAAUUAGAAAUAAUUACAACGUCAAUUGUUAAAUUAUUAGAAGCACAACCUCAUCUCAGUGACCAAGUUCCAGCAUUAGGUCACAUUCCUCGUCUUUGUUUUCAAUUAUCAUUAUUGUCCAAUCCUGAUGUACCAAAAUCAGUGCUUUUGAUACUGCAUCAAUUAUCACUUAAUGAGGUAUGUGUUGGAUGCAUAUCUCAGACUGAGUGCAUUGGUCCAAUGAAAAAAGCAAUGCAAGAAAAUUCCAGUUUAAUUUAUGUAUCAUCUGAAACACUCAGUCGAAUGUUUGCGGCAAAAAAAGAUAACCUUGUAAAACAGGCAUUAGACGCAGACUUGAUAUCAUAUUUAGUUGGAUUGCUUGAUGGUCGGUUAGAUGGAGUCAAUGGGAGUGCCAGAGCUAAAGCACAGAUUGUAAAAGCAUUGAAGACAAUGUCUUCAAGUUUGUCAUAUGGUAGUUUAGUCCAAGCACAACUGGAUAAGCUUCCUGCAUGGUCUGCUUACAAAGAUCAAAAUCAUGAUCUAUUCAUUUCAAGUGCACCUUCAAUGCCUUAUUUAAUGGGUGUACAAAGUGUUGGCGGCUACUUAACUGAGGGUCGUUCAAACUCUACUACAAGUAAUGUACCUCCACCAUUGAUUAAAAAAGACUUUUCUCCAUAUUAGCAGAAUUCAAAACUAUAAUUUCUUAUGUUUGGUUUUAGAAUGCAUAGAGUUAGAUUAUAUUUAAAUUAUGAACAACUCUAAAUAUUAGUAUUAAUUUAAUUACUAUUUACUUUCAUUUAUA
Diuraphis noxia (Russian wheat aphid) is the source of this 6793-nucleotide messenger RNA. RefSeq names its product receptor mediated endocytosis 8 (gene Rme-8). The record is from RefSeq and is a predicted model, not a curated record. Gene Ontology annotation, cellular component: endosome membrane. Gene Ontology annotation, biological process: regulation of early endosome to late endosome transport; endosome organization; receptor-mediated endocytosis. Lineage: Eukaryota; Metazoa; Arthropoda; Insecta; Hemiptera; Aphididae.